UUCCUUUUCGGGUAGCAGAGCAGUCAACGAAGAAUGUCGUCUGUUCCGACAAAUGCAAGAAAACCAACACGAGCAAUGGCCAUUGUCCUGUUGGGAGUUCUCAGUCUUGCACUUUUAAGCAUUUACCCAGCUCGUGGGUGUAGUCAGUCGCCUGAUCAUCUUCACUCUGGAACUCGUGUGAACUGCAGCUACUGCAAUCUAACAAGGGUCCCUAAUCACUUGCCAGGAAACACAACCAUCCUGGAUAUAAGUCACAACAAUAUCUCCAUCUUAGACAAUACAUCACUGCCUCUGCCUCAUCUGCGAUACCUUGAUGCUUCAUUCAGUAACAUUUCAAAGCUUAGUGCGGAUGCAUUCAAUGAAACAACCAGCUUGAGGGUACUCCUUAUGGUUGGAAACAAGCUCACCUAUACUGACUUCCCACACGAAGUCUUCCUUCCUCUACAGAGGCUUCAGAAGAUCCACCUGCACAACAAUGAUGGCCAAAGGCAAGGCACUUACCCGAAGGCCUUUGGGAAACUUAGAUCUAUCCAGGAAAUAAGUCUUGAUACAUUUGAAGUCACUACAUUUGAUAAACUCUUUGCAAAUAUGACUAACCUUACGACACUGUUGCUGGGUUUCCGGGGUUGUAAAUUAAAGUCCUUAAAAAAUGACACUUUCGUCUAUUUUUCCAAAGUGCCCAUUGCAACUGUAAAUCUUGAUCAUUGUCCACUUGUAGACAUUGAGAGCAAUGCAUUUUCGCAUUUUGUGUCUAUAAGGAUCCUCAAUAUGUCGUAUUCAGGAUAUUUACCUCCGACUACAGCAGUAAAAUCUAUGUAUGGACUUAAAGGGAGGAACUUGUCCUCAGUGACAAUGGAUGGCGCAUUUGAUGGGUUUGGUAUGACAUGGCUUGCCAUUGAAAACCAGAUCUUGUCCGAGUCGAUAGUGAACAUUCUAAAUGACGUGUGUAUUGCUUCUUUUUCCCUGAAGAGAAAUAGGAUUAUAUGGAUUGAUGACAACUUUUGUAUGUCUGGAAUUUUUUGUGCGUGUAUACGGUCCUUGGAUUUAUCAGAAAAUUACAUCUUUGGAAGUCCUAAAUUGUUCCUGAUGAUGUCACUGACGCCAAACAUGAUUUCUCUGAAGAUAACGAAAGUUGCAUGGGAUGAACUGGAUGUUCAAGGGCAAAAUCUCGGACAACCUCGAAUUGAUAACUUAACAAAGACACUGCAUCGUCAAGUGCAAAAUCUAGGACCUCAUAUUAAUAUUUACUUACCAAAGACACUGCGUCUUCUUUAUGUUCCUGCUAUAAUGUCGGUUCCAGUUCAACUUCAUCAGCUGAAUGUUCUGUUUGUGAAUGCAUCUUCUUUGGAAUAUGUCAAUUUUGCAUACAAUGGCUUUAAUCAAUUUCAAAAUAUAUUUGGUCUCACAAAUCUACCACAGUUAGAUAUAUCUGGAAAUCCGCUAGGGGGUAUAUUAGAAAAUUCAUUUGACAAGCUACCUGGCUUAACAUAUUUAGAUAUGACCAAUUCUGAUCUUGGAAACCCGGAACACUACCUUCUGGAGAAUGGGCAGCGACUUCUCCGGCCUUUACGGCGAUUAAGAAGUAUUGUUUUAGCUAACAAUAAUUUGAUGUCUUUCGAUAAACACAUGUUUGCUGAUAACCCUCUUGAAAAAAUUGAUCUUUCAAGGAAUCGUUUUAGAAGCAUACCCUUUGAUUUGACAAGUACCCCCAACCUUCGUAAUCUCGACCUCAGUUAUAAUUCAGUGGUAGAUUUAUCCAAUAUUGAAAUGACCCUCCUGGAUGUCCUAGCCUCCAACAACAGCUUCACCCUGAACCUGAGUGGCAAUCUUCUGUCCUGUGGAUGUCACAACCUGAACUUUAUUCUCUGGUUGUCCAACACCAACGUUAAUCUCGUCCCAAGUCGCACAUAUGGUUGUCUCCAGGACGAUGGCACCAUCGAUAAUACCUCACACUAUGCCGAGAACUAUGAGAAAGUCUGGAGGACGUGUUACGGGAGAUUGAUGCUGGCGGGAACUGUUUCAGGGUUUGCAAUGACCAUUCUUACUAUGGCUGGAAUGUACAUUGUUGUUGUAAGAAAAACCUUGCUUGUAAACAUAGUGCUGCGAUUGUUUGGCUACAGAACUACAGUCCGUCCUUUACGGCGGUUUGACUUCCCGAACGACGCCUACAUCGGCUACAGCGAUGUCGAUUACCAGUACGUUUGUCACACUGUGAGAGAACUCCUGGAAGAUAGACAUGGAUUCAAACUCUUCCUAAAGGACAGAGAUACCAUCCCUGGAGGACAAAUAGCCGACGACAUCAUCAACGGAAUAGAUUCCAGUUGGAAGACGGUCCUCAUUAUCACUCAGUCGUUUGUAGAGGAUCAGUGGUGCCGCUUCAUUGUCAACCAUGUUGUGUAUUCGUCUUCGAGAAUGCCCGCAGGGAGCAUUGUUCUUGUGUUGUUUGGGGACGUGAGACGAGGGGACAUCCCUCCAACCUUACUGAACGUCGUGGAGGAGAGACACAUCUUCAGUGUGGGUAGAUACAUGGCCGAUGAAGGCAGGCUGUGGGUGGAGGUCAGCCAGUGCAUCAAAGUGAAUACAGAAGAUGGAAUUGCUUAA
This is a messenger RNA of Haliotis rubra (blacklip abalone), 2601 nucleotides long. Its product is annotated as toll-like receptor 4. Gene Ontology annotation, cellular component: membrane. Gene Ontology annotation, biological process: inflammatory response; immune response; toll-like receptor signaling pathway. The record is from RefSeq and is a predicted model, not a curated record. Bases 34 to 2601 code for a protein of 855 amino acids. The transcript is spliced from 2 exons. Gene Ontology annotation, molecular function: transmembrane signaling receptor activity; protein binding. NCBI's taxonomy places the organism in Eukaryota, Metazoa, Mollusca, Gastropoda, Lepetellida, Haliotidae.